Messenger RNA from Daphnia pulicaria, 2023 nucleotides. RefSeq names its product dual specificity mitogen-activated protein kinase kinase 4-like. The transcript has 10 exons. Gene Ontology annotation, biological process: protein phosphorylation; MAPK cascade. NCBI's taxonomy places the organism in Eukaryota, Metazoa, Arthropoda, Branchiopoda, Diplostraca, Daphniidae. Bases 465 to 1631 code for a protein of 388 amino acids. Gene Ontology annotation, molecular function: ATP binding; JUN kinase kinase activity. The record is from RefSeq and is a predicted model, not a curated record.
AUCUCUGGCCCCACUGACACAAAGUUUUUCCCAACUUCACCAUUUCACGAGAGAGAUGGGAAGAUCGGCUUAACGUAAUUUUUUCGUUUCCUUUUAUCGGUCGUGUGGGCGACACUCGAUGGACACACGGCAUUUCGAUUUGCUGCACGCCCGUCAUCAAAAGGAGAAAUCAAAACGAGCUAGUUUUUAGUAUAUUUUUUCGAAUGAAUGACGUCUUUUGCCGCAGCCCUCUCUCGAGCAAUCGCCGCGUAACAAAAAGUUUUUAGGGCUCCCCUUUGGUGUGUGUGUGUGUGGUGCAUGUGUGUGUGUGUGUUUGUUUGAUUUUUCACACGCACUUACCUCACUCACGAAGCCCGAGUUUUCUUUCCCAUUUCGUGUGUGUUGUUUGUGUGUGUGUGUGUAUCCCCAGUUUAAUCCUGCCGUCAAAGGCAGAGAGUGCAACCGAGUGCAAAUCAGGCGCCAACAUGUCGACAGAAGAGCAGCAAGCGGAGGACAAGCGAAGCAGGCUGAGGCCCCUCUCAUUCUCUGGACUACCAACCAAAUGUCUUUCGCCCAGCAGUGCAAUCGCUCCCAUUCACUCUUUCCCAAUGGAAAAGUGGAAAAUAACUGACGUCAACAAUUCCCCAGGAAAGCUGCAGAUAUCCCCUGAAUUGGUGUAUGAUUUCACAGCUGAAGACCUGGAAGACAUGGGUGAAAUUGGGAGAGGAAACUUUGGUAGUGUCAAUAAAAUGCUCCAUAUCAAAACAAAUACCGUCAUGGCUGUCAAGAGAAUCCGUUCCACUGUUGAUGAAAAAGAACAGAAACAAUUACUGAUGGACCUUGAAGUUGUUAUGAGAAGCAAUAACUGCCCGUUUAUUGUACUAUUUUAUGGAGCCCUUUUUACUGAGGGAGACUGUUGGAUCUGCAUGGAACUAAUGGAUAUUUCUCUGGACAAGUUCUACCGUUUUACCCACCAGCGACUCAAGGAAAAGAUUCCUGAAUCCAUCCUCGGGAAAAUGGCCCUUGCAACUGUCCAGGCCCUAAACUAUUUGAAGGAGAACUUGGAGAUCAUUCAUCGUGAUGUCAAGCCUUCCAACAUUCUAAUGGACAGGCGCGGAAGCAUCAAAUUGUGUGACUUUGGCAUUUCGGGACAGCUGGUGGACUCGAUUGCCAAGACCAGAGAUGCUGGCUGCCGACCCUACAUGGCUCCCGAAAGGAUCGAUCCCCAAUCUUCCGCUCGAGGCUACGAUAUACGCAGUGACGUCUGGUCACUGGGUAUCACCUUGAUCGAAAUAGCCACCGGCAAGUUCCCCUAUCCUCACUGGAACUCUGUGUUUGAUCAGCUGACGCAGGUGGUGCACGGAGAUCCGCCCAGAUUGAUAUCCAGCUACAGCAAGAGCCCCACCAAUAAUGCGGGCUCCAAGAAUGGAAACUUGAUUCAAGAAUGUCCAUUUUCCGACGAGUUUGUCAAUCUUGUCAACACUUGCAUGCAGAAAGAAGCCCGACAGCGACCAAAGUACUCGAAGCUUCUGCAACAUCCGUUCUUGUUGGCCAGCCAGGCCGAGCAAGUCGACGUGAGCGCCUACGUCGACAACAUCCUACAGCGCAUCAAGACCCUCGGUUUGACGGUCGCCGACUUGCAAAUGGAUUAAGUUUACAACUACUUUUUUUCCCCCUAAGUUUUGAAUUUAAAAAAAAAAAUCCAUUUCUUGUUCCAUGCAAGGUUUUCCGGCUUCCAUCCAAAGAUUUUUUUUUCCUCCUAAUUUUUUCCUCCCUUUUUCCCUCAUCUUUUAUUGGGGAAAAAGAAUUAUGAUGCAAAACAUAAACAACUAAAAAACAACAACAACAUUUCGUUUAUAGGAAUUUUUUUAAUUUGAUUCGUUGGCAAAUGUUUGAUAUCGACGGGGCAACACACACUUGAUUGGAUUAAAUUUCCCCUCCCCUUGUCGGCUCUGCCAGCCUCAAUCUGAACUGACGAGUGUAAUUUGACAACUGUAAUGCAUACAUCGUAUGUACAUAAUUACAUAGUGAUGUUGUCCUUCAA